AUUUAGUUUGCUCGUGACCGUGGCCCUUGACAGUUGUCUAUUUCAUUUCACUCAUUUCUCUUCACAUCGUCUAUUUGAUUUUACGCGUAUUUGAAAUGUGUUUUUGGAACCCGCUGUGCGUUUUGAUUUUGAAAUUUAAAUAAAAAAGGCGUUUUUUAAUAUUUGAAAAAUUUUGAUUUUGCGUAAACAUUGUUGAAGCGGAGUAUUUUCAGUUCACGUGCCGCCAAAAAAUCGCUCGGUGUUAAUUUUUCUUUUUGUGUUUAACCAGACAUUAAUUCAUUAUUUAAACAAAUAGAUUUUUUUUUAAAGUAAUAAAAUUUUACAAAAAUGGGUUGUGCUACGAAAACAAUUAAAUGUACAUUAUUUAUAUUCAAUACACUAUGGGCCAUUUUGGGUGUCCUUUUACUGCUCUUAGCUGGUUUCGGUUGGGAUGCAAUGCCCCAGAAUUACGCCAUCGGUAUCAUAGCAUUGGGUUGUGUCAUACUUCUAACAUUUUUAUUCGGAUGCUUUGGAGCCGUACGUGAAUCUGCACGUAGUUUAUGGACUUAUGCCGUUAUGCUGCUGAUACUUUUGGUUCUGACAAUCGUAUUUAUUUGUUACAAUACACGAGAUGUAUUUAAAAAUUACGCCCUUAAGGAAAUUGAUGAUUUGUGGGAUCAAGAGAUUAUACAGUCAGGAGCCAUGGAUAGCAAACAAAUUAUUUAUGAAUGUUGUGGUCGCAAUUCAUUUGCGGAUUAUGGACGCAUUAAUCGCCAACUGCCUUCAAGUUGUUGCAAGGAUGGCAACUGCAUUAAUCCCCUAAAUGUUUAUGUCACUGGCUGUUUGACCAAAGUCGAGGAAGCCUUUUCGAAUGAAUCUUUAACUACCGAAAUUUCUGAAUGGUGUCUGCUGGGUUUAAAUAUCAUUGUUCUGGUAUUGUCAACAAUACUGGCCAUUCAUUAUACAAAUCAAAGACGUCGUUAUAACUAUUGAUGAGAUUAUUCCACUAAUUUAUUUGUUCUCUAUUAUAUUUUAUUUAUUAUUAUGAUUAUUUUUGUUGUUGUAAUAUCUUUUUAUUUGAUUUUUUUAUACAAACAUAAAUAAAAAAAACAAACUUGCCACUACCUCUUUAAUUAAUUUAAAAUUAAAGUCACAUGUACCUAAAAGAUACAUUUAAAUGGAUUUGUGAAAGUAGAAUAAUUAUAAAUUCAUACAAACUCAUACAUAUACAAAAAAAACACAUACAAAUAUCAAUUUAAUCACAUAAUCAUAUGGAAACAUUUUAUGUUAUAAAAAAAAAACUUAAUUCUAGA
This is a messenger RNA of Lucilia sericata (common green bottle fly), 1292 nucleotides long. Its product is annotated as tetraspanin-6. Lineage: Eukaryota; Metazoa; Arthropoda; Insecta; Diptera; Calliphoridae. The transcript is spliced from 5 exons. Gene Ontology annotation, cellular component: membrane. The record is from RefSeq and is a predicted model, not a curated record. Bases 328 to 972 code for a protein of 214 amino acids.